UGGGUGGUUUGUCCCUCUGCGGCUACUGGCGCUGUGGAAUGUAUCACUGGUUAAAGGAACAAAGUAGCGGAGCUGAGAUACAGUGAUCGGCCGGAGCUCAGACCACUGGCAGCGAGAGCAACUCCAGCCCUCUGCUUCAUUCCCAGGCCCCUUCCCCCCCCCCCCAGUCAGUCAGGACUGACCUCCCACAUUCUUUAAUCAUCGGGAAAAGCGAUCUGGACGUGGGUGGAUGAGCAGAACAACUGGAUUUGCAAGGCUGGGGAGGAGAAAGAUGGUCCCCAGUAUCUCCCAUUGUAUCGUGGACCUAAUGCGAUUUUAAUCAACGUUGACCCAUCAUGGAAGGGAUCCAAUUUGUUGUAUCUACUGCGCGAACUUCCUACAAUCAGGGGAAAAGCCGGCCUCUGGAGUUCCGCAUCCAGCAGCUGAAGGCGCUGGAGAGAAUGCUCGAUGAGAAAAAGGAGGAAUUUUUAGUGGCGCUGAGAAAGGAUUUACACAAGAGUACAUUUGAUGUGGAGAUCUUUGAAAUUGCCGGCAUUCUGAAUGAGAUUUCCCUGGCCAUCACCAAACUCCCUGAGUGGACUGCACCAGAGUAUGUGUCAAAGAGUACAAUGACGUUAAUGGACACUGUUUAUAUCCAUCGAGAGCCUCUCGGAGUGGUGCUGAUCAUAGGGGCCUGGAACUAUCCCUUGGCCCUUAUAGUCCAGCCUCUAAUUGGGGCAAUUGCAGCAGGAAAUGCCGCAGUCUUGAAGCCAUCGGAAGUGAGUGAGAAUACGGCCCAUUUACUGGGGGAACUCCUCCCUCAGUACUUGGACAAGGAUCUUUACCCUGUCAUUAACGGAGGGGUCGCUGAGACAACAGAGCUGUUGAAGCAGCAGUUUGAUCACAUCCUGUACACGGGCAGUACCAACGUUGGCCGGAUCGUCAUGGAGGCUGCGGCCAAACACCUGACCCCUGUGACCCUGGAGCUUGGCGGGAAAAGUCCGUGUUACAUUGAUGCUGACUGUGACUUGGAUGUGGCCUGCAGACGUAUCGCUUGGGGAAGGUACACAAACAGUGGUCAGACCUGCAUCGCUCCAGACUACAUCCUGUGUAGUAACAAUAUCCAGGAUGAAGUGGUGAAGAAGAUUGGCUCAGCCAUCUCUGAAUUCUACGGAGCUGAUCCCCAGAAAUCCCCGGAUUAUGCACGUAUCAUCAACAAACGACAUUUUAAGAGACUGAUGUCAUUGCUAGAGGGAGUGAAUGUGAUGUUUGGUGGUCAAAAUGAUGAAGAGGAUCUCUACAUAGCUCCCACGAUUGUGACUGAUGUGGAUCCCAGCUCCAGGAUUAUGCAGGAGGAGAUCUUCGGCCCAUUGUUGCCCAUCGUCACGGUCAAUAGUGCCGACGAGGCCAUUCACUUCAUCAAUAAGAGGGACAAACCUUUGGCUCUUUACAUCUUCUCUCACAACAAAACGUUAAUCAAGAGGAUGAUCGCAGAAACUUCCAGUGGAGGUGUAACCGCCAACGACUGCUUGAUCCAUUACAGCGUUGACACACUCCCGUUUGGGGGUGUGGGGAAAAGUGGCACUGGGGCAUACCACGGUAAAUUCAGCUUUGAAACCUUCAGCCACCGCCGCGCUUGUGUGUUGAAGUCGCUGGGUAUGGAGAGAAUGAACAGUGUCCGCUACGCACCAGCCACUGAUUCCAAACGGAAAUGGACCCUUUGGCUGCUGAAGAAACAAAGUUGUAAAAUAAUGUAACUGACAGUGAAUCACAGGCUGCCAAAUGAGGAUUUACUGCUUUGAAAGACAUUGGAGCUAACACUGUUAUGCACUUUGACCUCCUGGACACACCCGUGAGGCUGAUUUAUUUUUUUCCAUGAGCCUUUGAUUCACAGAGAAUUGGGAUAGAUUUAAGUUCUCAGAUCAUUCUGACCAAAGUAAUCUUGCAAUUCGAGAAUACUCCACUCAAUAGCAGUGAUGUGCCAUCAUCUUUCAUGGGACAAUGAUGACCCUUGCACCAGCACAAGCACAAUGGUCUGCAUCAAAAUUUAUCUGAUUCUUUAUCUGUAAAUAUCCUGGGACUAAUAAUUACUCUGUUUUGAACUGUGGUUUUUAUUUUUACAAAGAUUUAAACACUGAUUCACUUGUGAUAAAUUUAAGCUGCAUUUCAUUUGGUCUGUGUGUCUCUGUGUCAUCUAGAAUGUUUUUGU
Messenger RNA from Chiloscyllium plagiosum (whitespotted bambooshark), 2188 nucleotides. RefSeq names its product aldehyde dehydrogenase family 3 member A2-like. The record is from RefSeq and is a predicted model, not a curated record. Gene Ontology annotation, biological process: aldehyde metabolic process. Gene Ontology annotation, molecular function: aldehyde dehydrogenase (NAD+) activity; 3-chloroallyl aldehyde dehydrogenase activity. Gene Ontology annotation, cellular component: cytoplasm. NCBI's taxonomy places the organism in Eukaryota, Metazoa, Chordata, Chondrichthyes, Orectolobiformes, Hemiscylliidae.